AUGUAUUCUUGGCUUGAUGCCUCGCGAAAAGAGAUACGCCUACUCCACGUUCACCCAGGUGCCUGGAAUGACGACAUCGAAUGCCACCUACAGACCGUGUCGCUCAACGACAACCCGAAGUUUUAUGCCAUCUCGUACGUUUGGGGAGACCCAACGAUCACGCUGCCAAUCACCAUCGAUGGUGAGCCACUGGAGAUUACACAAAACCUGCGCAAUGGGCUCCAGCGAUUGCGGAGAACGAAUGAAGCGUUAGUCAUCUACGCGGACGCAGCUUGCAUCAACCAGUCGGAUCUUAACGAGCGAUCCGAGCAAGUGCAGCUUAUGGGCGAGAUAUACAGUUCUGCGGAAGAAGUCUUCAUUUGGCUCGGCUACGGAAACGACAAGCAAGCGCCUACAGAAGUACCAAAUACUAUUGACUGGACAGGAGACGAAAGAGAUGAUGAGAUAGUGGAUGCCUAUUUCAAGCGGAGCAAGUAUCAAGAAGCAGGAAGAGAACAUAAAAAUAAGGCAGAGGACGUACUCGGACUCUUCGUUUACUUAAGAAUCCGUGCCAUGGAUAAACACUUGGCCGAUACUCCUUUCUUCACCGUGGAUAACGACAGACUGUGUCCUCAGGAAGGCUGGCAGGCAGUCAUCCGCGCAAUGAAUACGUUCAGUGCCAAUCCUUGCGGUGCAGCAACGUUGCAGGAUUCUAAGCAGCGAGGGGAGAAAUUGUCCCUUCGUCAGGUUAUGCGUCGAGUCAAUCUUCUCGAAGCCACAGAUGUCAGGGACAAAGUGUUCGGUGUGCUUGGCCUUGUCACAGACUGGCAAGGCUUACACCCCAUCAUUCCUGACUACAGUCUUCCUCCGGAGGAAGUCUUUGCGCAAGCAAUAGUGAGAGACAUACAAGGCACCCACGCCUUGGAGCCGGCUCAAACAAUUUCAGAAGUAGGGCCAAGACUGUAUGAAGCAGAUUCCAAGCCCCAAGACAUCGUCGAUGCCAUUGCGACGUGCUAUCGCAUGAUCGAAGCUGCAAAGGAAAGAGGUCGCGAGGUUCCUACAACCCAAGCAUCAGACGAGGCCCUCUGGCGUACAUUGACCGGCGACAGCUGGAGAACGCUCCAGUUGAACGAAGCAGAUUCAUCCAGACACACUCCUGAGAUAAGUAAGCGACAAAAGUUCGGAAACACCAACGUUGCUCGAUUGGGGAGAAACCUACAGAACUGGUAUCAGACCCGCGCUACCGGUCAUGUUGCUGAGGAAACGUACCAUUCUGCCUCCGAGCGCUUCCAGGUGCGUCUAGAGGUCACUAUAUGCUCGUUGGAGAUACGUAUGUGCAUGGGUUGA
Molecule: messenger RNA, 1326 nt
Organism: Alternaria novae-zelandiae
Lineage: Eukaryota; Fungi; Ascomycota; Dothideomycetes; Pleosporales; Pleosporaceae
Exons: 4
Coding region: 1-1326 (441 amino acids)
Source: RefSeq, a predicted model, not a curated record